Molecule: messenger RNA, 3019 nt
Organism: Thalassophryne amazonica
Lineage: Eukaryota; Metazoa; Chordata; Actinopteri; Batrachoidiformes; Batrachoididae
Gene: pi4kb
Product: phosphatidylinositol 4-kinase, catalytic, beta
Exons: 13
Coding region: 141-2669 (842 amino acids)
Biological process (GO): phosphatidylinositol-mediated signaling; phosphatidylinositol phosphate biosynthetic process
Cellular component (GO): cytoplasm; membrane
Molecular function (GO): 1-phosphatidylinositol 4-kinase activity
Source: RefSeq, a predicted model, not a curated record
GCAGAAGAAGGAAGAAGUCGGUGAGACGGACAUGUAGCGCCCCCCUCUGGCGGUGGACUCGUAGAGCAGCUCGCUGUGGCCAUGGAAAAUACAAAGUGGGAAGAAAAGAAGUUUUGAGAUUCGUUAAAUUCUGCGCAGUGAUGGAGGACAUGGAGCCGGAGGUUUUCCCCGCCCACUCUGACCAGCACAGCCCCUCCUCCUCUUCAUCCGUCACCUCCUCCCCCUCCUUAUCGCUUCAUUCCACUCCUUCUGGCCUGGGUCCCGCCCACCCGAGCACCCCGCUGCUGGGCAUCAUCAGCGAGGGUUUGGGUGAGAUCAGCCUGGUGAUCGAUGCUGAGGUGGCCCAGCAGGCGUGUCAGGAGGUCCUGCAGAGGGUGAAGACGCAGCAGGUGGAGGAUGAGGUCAGCAGCCCAGGAAAGAAGGCAGAGUCCCCCCCAAAAGGCAGCGCCAACACUGCUGCCGAGGACGAUGAUCCUGAGGGCUCAGGGCCCAGUUCAGUGAAGAGUGCCCGGAGACGGCAGCGCCACAAUCCUUCCAAGCAGUCGUGGCUGCUGCGCCUGUUCGAGUCCAAGCUGUUUGACGUUUCCAUGGCAAUUUCCUACUUGCAUAGCUCAAAGGAACCCGGCGUUCAGGCGUACAUUGGAAACCGUUUGUUCAGCUUUCCUCACGAGGAGGUCGACUUCUACCUGCCACAGCUUCUCAACAUGUACAUCCACAUGGACGAGGACGUCGGCGACGCCAUCAAGCCCUAUGUGGUUCACCGCUGUCGGCAGAGCAUCUCCUUCUCCCUGCAGUGUGCCUGGCUCCUGGGCGCAUAUUCGUCUGAUAUGCACAUCUCUACUCAGCGACACUCCAGAGGCACCAAGCUCCGAAAACUCAUCCUGUCUGAUGAGCUCAAACCCGCUGGUCCUCGUCCACGGCGGGACCCUCUGGCUCUCACUCCUUUCUGUCCCGUGCCCUCGAACGUCUCCAGCCCCGGACCCCUGGGCAGUGACCACGGCCUGUCUCCAUCCAAACGCACACAUCAGCGCUCCAAGUCCGACGCCACCGUCAGCAUUAGCCUGAGCAGCAACCUGAAGAGAACGGCGAGCAACCCGAAGGUGGAGAGCAGCCAGGACGAGGGGCGGGACAGCUGUUCCAGCACCGACAGUCUGGACCUCCAGACUGGACCCCCGGUCCGCCUGGCCCCCCAGCGGGAGUUCAUCAAGUCCCUGAUGGGCAUCGGGAAACGUCUGGCCACGCUGCCCACCAAAGAACAGAAGACCCAGCGGCUGAUCUCAGAGCUAUCACUGCUCAACCACAAGCUGCCAGCCCGAGUCUGGCUGCCCACCGCCGCCUUCGACCACCAUGUGGUCAGAGUACCGCAUAGCCAGGCUGUGGUGCUCAACUCCAAGGACAAGGCUCCCUACCUGAUCUAUGUGGAGGUUCUCGAGUGCGAGAAUUUUGAGACAUCAAGUGUUCCAAUCCGGAUACCAGAGAACCAGAUCCGCAGCACCCGUUCCGUGGACAACCUGCCAGACUGCGGGAUGACGGCGGAACAGCGAGCCGGCGGCUUUUCUGUGGUGCCCAACUAUGACAACGACGACGAGGCGUGGUCUGUGGACGACAUCGGAGAACUCCAGGUGGAGCUGCCAGACGUCCACACCAACAGCUGUGAUAACAUCAGUCAGUUCUCAGUGGACAGCAUCACCAGCCUGGACAGCAAAGAGCCCGUGUUCAUCGCUGCUGGAGACAUCAGGCGGCGUCUCUCGGAGCAGCUGGCUCAGGCCCCCACCACCUUCAAAAGGGAUCCCGAAGACCCGUCAGCCGUGGCCCUGAAGGAACCCUGGGAGGAGAAGGUUCGGCGGAUCAGAGAAGGUUCUCCGUACGGUCACCUGCCCAACUGGAGGCUGCUGUCUGUCAUUGUGAAAUGUGGGGACGACCUGAGGCAGGAGCUUCUGGCCUACCAGGUCCUCCAGCAGCUCAAGUCUGUCUGGGAGCAGGAGCGAGUUCCACUCUGGAUUAAACCCUAUAAGAUCCUGGUGCUGUCAUCAGACAGCGGCAUGAUCGAGCCCGUGGUGAAUGCUGUGUCCCUCCACCAGGUGAAGAAGCACAGCCAGCUGUCGCUGCUGGACUACUUCUUGCAGGAGCACGGCGCUCCCACCACCGAGGCCUUCCUGUCGGCCCAGAGAAACUUUGUCCAGAGCUGUGCCGGGUACAGCCUCAUCUGCUACCUGCUGCAGGUCAAAGACAGGCAUAAUGGAAACAUCCUAUUGGAUGCAGAGGGCCACAUCAUCCACAUCGACUUCGGCUUCAUCCUGUCCAACUCGCCCAAAAACCUCGGCUUUGAGACGUCGGCCUUCAAACUGACUGCUGAGUUUGUGGACGUGAUGGAUGGUCCGGACGGCGACAUGUUUAACUACUAUAAGAUGUUGAUGCUUCAGGGGCUGAUCGCGGCCCGGAAGCACAUGGACAGAGUCCUGCAGGUCGUGGACAUCAUGCAGCAAGGCUCUCAGCUGCCAUGUUACCACGGCUCGAGCACCAUGCGCAGCCUGAAGGAGCGUUUCCACAUGAGCCUGACGGAGGAGCAGCUCCAGCUGCUGGUCGACCAGCUGGUGGACGGCUCCAUGCGCUCGCUGACUACCAAACUCUACGACGGCUUCCAGUACCUCACCAAUGGCAUCAUGUGAGCCAGCAUGUGGCGCCGUGAAGGAACAGCUGGAUGCUUCUUUCUGUGUGGGAUCCUGCUCUGCUGCUCCCUCAUUGGCUCGUCAGCCUGACUCCCAACCAAUCAAUGACCAGUGUUUGUUUUUUUAUUGUCUCUUUGUAUCAUAGAAUUAAUUUAUUGGAUUUAAUGUGAUGAAAAUGUAAAUAUGUGACACAAAGAUUUCUUACAGUGAAAUAUUUUUCGUGAAUGACUGUUGAAGUUGGUAGAAGAACAAAAAGUGAAAUUCUGAAAAUAAAAUUACAUUUUGAGGACAAAGUUGUGUGAAGACUCCUUAAUAUAAUCUGACUAAAAUUGAGCUAAAAUGAAGUUUUU